Messenger RNA from Nilaparvata lugens (brown planthopper), 609 nucleotides. RefSeq names its product craniofacial development protein 2-like. Gene Ontology annotation, molecular function: catalytic activity. The transcript has a single exon. Bases 1 to 609 code for a protein of 202 amino acids. Lineage: Eukaryota; Metazoa; Arthropoda; Insecta; Hemiptera; Delphacidae. The record is from RefSeq and is a predicted model, not a curated record.
AUGAAUUUUGCAACAUGGAACGUGAGAGGAGUGAAUGAGAAGGAGGUGGAGCUGAUGCAAGAGUUGAAACAGCAUAAGAUACACCUGGCUGUGAUAACGGAGACUAAGAAGAAGCUGAAGGGAACAAAAGAUUGGGGAGAGUUCAUUGAAAUUUGGAGUGGAGUAGACCAAAAUAGGAGAGCUAGCGCUGGAGUGAUGGUCUUGGUUGAUCAGAGAUGGAAAAAUAGAAUAGAGAGUUACUCCUUUGUUAGUGAAAGAAUAAUAAGGGUCCGAUUCAAGAUGGACAGAGGUUACUUGACUUUAUUUGGCACAUAUGCUCCUGAAGAAGGAAAAAAAGAGGCUACGAUAGAAUUCUAUGAAGAAUUACAGAAACAGUUGACCGCAUGCAACAAAGCAGACUAUGUGAUUGUAGCUGGAGAUUUGAAUGCUCGAGUAGGAAACCAGCCGAUUCCACAGGUGGUAGGAACAUUUGGGGAAUAUCACCUGAAUGAGAAUGGUAGACAGUUGCGAGACUUUUGCACAUACAAUGAGCUGAAGAUCACAAAUACAUUCUUUAGAAAAAAGACAUACACAAAUAUACCUGGACAGGGAGAGGAUACAGAUCUCUGA